AUGGUGCUGCGAGGGGGCAGUGACAUAAAACUCAGGCAGCCUAGAAGUAAGAAGGAAAAGAUGUUUGACAAUAGUAAAUUGGGGCCAUGGUCGGAGCUCCACGAGGCUUUGCUUCGUCUGAUAACAAAGCAGCUAGGUGCUAUGGACUAUAUCAUGUUUGGUUGUGUCUGCAGGGGAUGGAGAUUACAUGUCACAACACACAGGCAAGAGUUUAUGGCAUCCCAACCUCCACUUCUUGUCUUCUUAUCAACGCAAGCUAAGAGAGCUUCUUAUUUCUAUAGCAUCUUUGAGCAAAGGUUGUACAAGGCAAAAUUGCCUAACCUUAAUGGCAAAUCAUGUUUUGGGAUAACUCGUGGGUACUUGGUCAUGGAAGACAAUAAAAAAAGGGCAGAUUCUCAAAUUUGGCUUCUGAAUCCUUUUACAAGACAUGAACUCCAUUUCCCUAGCCCUCCCAAUCCUUAUUCUCGUGUGAUCCUUGCUUCUUUGGCUACGCCUUUGCAGGAUUUUGUAAUCAUAGCUUUCUGCAUAUGGUACCCAUCUCUACAGUUUUUUAGACUCAAAGAUCUCAGCUGGACUGUACAUGAUUAUAGUGAAAAAUUUAAUGGCUGUCGUGGACCCUCUCUGUGGGCGAUUGUUGAUGGAGCUGUCUUAAUGGGUAAGUUAUACGUUUUAACUAGUUAUGCUGAAAUUGGGGUGCUAAAUCUGAAUUCUACGCCUUAUGUAACACUGCUGGAAGUUAAAAACACUGGAUAUUUGCACCGUGGGCUACAGUUACUGGCUUAUGAUGAGUAG
Messenger RNA from Quercus lobata, 792 nucleotides. RefSeq lists its product as uncharacterized. The record is from RefSeq and is a predicted model, not a curated record. Gene Ontology annotation, molecular function: protein binding. NCBI's taxonomy places the organism in Eukaryota, Viridiplantae, Streptophyta, Magnoliopsida, Fagales, Fagaceae. The coding region runs from base 1 to 792 and encodes 263 amino acids. The transcript has a single exon.